This is a messenger RNA of Ilyonectria robusta, 545 nucleotides long. RefSeq lists its product as uncharacterized. The transcript has a single exon. The record is from RefSeq and is a predicted model, not a curated record. NCBI's taxonomy places the organism in Eukaryota, Fungi, Ascomycota, Sordariomycetes, Hypocreales, Nectriaceae. The coding region runs from base 32 to 337 and encodes 101 amino acids.
CCCAUUCCGAUUUGUUCGCCUCCCACCGACCAUGGGACGCAGUCCCGAGGUCGAAAGGCUCAGAGCAUUGGCGAUCAAGAUUCAAUGGCUCGAGGCAGGCGGUAACUGGAAGGCACACUACCUUAAGCGGACCCGAAUGUUCAAGACCCUCAGAGCACUGUCGUCGCAUGUCUUGCAGAUGUAUCAUAAUGGUCUUGUGUUCCUUUCGGAUGUGGAGCAAAAAGGCUAUUUCGACGCUCCUCCUUGGGUUGUUCCGCGAUCUUCUGACCCUGUCCAGUUCCUCAGACACAAUCACCAUGAACAGAAGCUCAUUGUCGAAAUGUCCAACCUGAAGUAGCUCCCUAGCCGCAAGAAAACACUGUCGCCGUAAACACCGCCCAACUCAAUCAAAUGUUUCCUGAUGAUAACACCACGAUCGUUGGUCCAAGCCCUGAAAGAAGAUCCCCCUUAGAGUUGCUGCGGUCCCGCAGCGCCUCCUUAGGGGGGUUGUUCCAGCAACUAUCUGUCUUUGCCUUGUGUUCCGGCUGCCUGUGCGGAGGCCCUCU